AUGGUAAAUAAAAAAUAUACUUCUGGUCAAAAUGAAAAUGAAAAGUUAAUGGAUAGAAUUGAAAAAUUAGAUUUAAGUGAGUCAAAUAUUUUAAACAAUGAUUUUAUUACAAAUGAAUUAAGAAAAGUCUAUCCGGAAUAUAACAGAAAACCAUUAAAAGGAUUUAAACAAUUGGUUGAAAAAGCAAUGAACCAGAUUAUUAAAAACCUUUCGUCUUGUGAAUCAUCAGAGAACGAAGAUGGUGAUAAUAAAAUGGAAGAAUCAGAUGGAGAUGAUGUAGAGAUAAUUUCACCACCACUACCACCACCAUCAUCAAAUAUUUUAAAUGAACAAUUAACAUCACAAUACAAACAAAAUAUUAAAAAUACACCACCAACAACAACAACUACAACACCAGCAAAAAGAAAUAGAGAUGAAAAUAUACCAUCAAAUGUAAAUAGUAAUAAUAAUAAUAAUAAUAAUAAUAAUGCAAUUAAUAGUAAUACCACAACAAAUAAUGUAAAUACACCAAACUCAAAACCAAAAAAGAAAUUAAAGAAUAGUUCAAAUGGUAAUAAUGUAUUCCAAUUUUCAAAUAAUAAUAAUAAUAAUGGUAAUAAUAAAGAUAAUAAUUUAAGUAAUGGAUUAAUACCAACAAUUAAUUUUUCAAAUCUUGGUGGUGUUGAAUCAUGUUUAAGAGAUAUUAGAGAACAUAUUGAAUAUCCAAUUUGUCAUCCAGAGAUUUACUCACAUUUAGGUGUUGAACCACCAAGAGGUAUUUUAUUACAUGGUCCAUCUGGAUGUGGUAAAACCUUAUUAGCAAAAGCAAUUGCAGGUGAAUUAAAAGUACCUUUGUUUGCAAUAUCUGCAACUGAAAUUACAAGUGGUGUUAGUGGUGAAUCUGAAGCUAGAGUUAGAACAUUGUUUAGCAAUGCAAUUGCACAAGCACCAUGUAUCAUUUUUAUCGAUGAAAUUGAUGCAAUCGCUCCAAAAAGAGAAUCUGCUUCAAAGGAUAUGGAAAGAAGAAUUGUAUCACAAUUAUUAACUUGUAUGGAUAGUUUAAAUUAUUUAUCAUCUAACAAUUCAACAAAUGAACCAAAUGAACAAACUGAGCAACAACAACAACAACAACAAGAUAUAAUUGAAGUUGAUUCACAAGCAACUACAACAACUACAGCAUCAAAUAAUAAUAAUAAACAACAAAAAAAUGAUUUUAAAAAAGGACAUGUAAUUGUAAUUGGUGCAACAAAUAGACCAGAAUCAUUAGAUACAGCAUUAAGAAUUGGUGGUAGAUUUGAUAAGGAAAUUUGUUUAGGUAUACCAGAUCAAACAGCAAGAUGUAAAAUAUUAAAGGUUAUUACAUCAAAGAUGAGAUUGGAGAAUAAUUUCGAUUAUGAAGAGAUUGCAACAUUAACACCAGGUUAUGUUGGUGCAGAUAUUAAUUUAUUAGUUAAAGAAGCAGCAACCAAUUCAGUAAAUAGAAUAUUUACAAGUAAUUUAAAUGGUGCAUCAUCAUCAUCAUCAUCAUCAUCAUCAUCUACUACUAAUAUAAACAAUAUUGGUUUAUCAACAGAAUUAUUAAUUUCAAAAGAACCAUUAGAACCAGAGAAAUUGAAUAGUUUAUAUAUUGAAAUGAUUGAUUUUAAAAAAGCAUUGAAAAAAGUUGUACCAGCAGCAAAAAGAGAAGGUUUUGCAACUAUUCCAAAUGUUACAUGGGAUGAUGUUGGUGCAUUAAGUGGUGUAAGGGAGGAGUUAACCAAUUCAAUUCUUAGACCAAUUAGAUAUCCAAAGAAAUAUAAAAAUAUGGGUAUUGAUUCGCCUGCCGGUGUUUUAAUGUAUGGUCCACCAGGUUGUGGUAAAACCCUAUUAGCUAAAGCAAUCGCAUCAGAAUGUCAAGCUAAUUUCAUAUCAGUUAAAGGACCUGAACUUUUGAAUAAAUACGUUGGUGAAUCUGAACGUGCCGUACGUCAAGUAUUCCAAAGGGCAGCAGCAUCAUCACCAUGUGUUAUCUUUUUCGAUGAAUUUGACGCAUUGGCCCCAAAAAGAGGUGGUGGUGAUGGUGGAGGUAACCAAGCUACUGAAAGAGUUGUAAAUCAAUUACUCACAGAAAUGGAUGGUUUAGAGAAACGUUCCGAAGUAUUCAUAAUUGCUGCAACCAAUAGACCUGAUAUUAUCGAUGCUGCAAUGUGUAGACCAGGUCGUCUUGAUAAAAUGGUUUAUGUUCCAUUACCAUCACCAGAGGAAAGAUGUGAAAUCCUUAAAACUCUCACUCAUAAGAUUCCAAUUCACCAAGAUGUUGAUCUAAUUAAAGUUGGUACCGAUCUUCGUUGUCAUUCAUUCUCUGGUGCUGAUCUUUCAUUAUUAGUUAAAGAAGCAGCAAAUCAUGCUAUUAGUCGUGGUUUCGAUAAUAACUCUACUGAACCAGAUACUGUAACAAUGGAAGAUUUCAUUUUCGCUCUCUCUAAAAUUAAACCUUCCGUUUCCAGAAAAGAUGAAUUAAUGUAUGAUAAAUUAAAUAAUGACAUUAAUAAAUCUAGAGAUAAAAAACCAAAUAAUUCAAAUAAUAUUCCAAUAACAAAUAAUAUCCCAAUAACCAAUAAUAAUAAUAAUAUGAUAAUAAAUUAA
Molecule: messenger RNA, 2604 nt
Organism: Dictyostelium discoideum AX4
Lineage: Eukaryota; Evosea; Eumycetozoa; Dictyosteliales; Dictyosteliaceae
Gene: nvl
Product: AAA ATPase domain-containing protein
Exons: 2
Coding region: 1-2604 (867 amino acids)
Cellular component (GO): nucleolus; nucleoplasm
Molecular function (GO): ATP binding; ATP hydrolysis activity
Source: RefSeq, a predicted model, not a curated record